AUGGCGGCAGAACAGCUGUACGGCAAACCUGCUGGCGCAGUUGCCAAUGCGCCGCCUCCCUCCACGUUAGCCGCCCAACUCGUCGAAAACCUUCCUGCUUCGACAAAGUCCACACGAUCCGAUGAGAACACCGAGCUGAGAAGCUUGUCCGCCGUCAUCGAGCGGGUCAAGAACAACCCUGGGUUGCUGCGAACACCCGACGAACGAACGGAGCACAAUCAUAUGCUCAUAUACGUCUAUUCCCGCGUCGUCCUAGACGGAAUCAAGCUCGACGAUCCUUUCGCCGACAAGAAGGUUAUACGGAGCGAGGCAUUGAAGGCGAUCAACUUCUUGAAAGUCACGAUCGAGGAGACACCGAUUGUCAUGAACUAUACCACGGACGGGAAACAGUUUGUGUUCCGCGGGGAGGAGCCACUUUGGGUCUGGGUCUUUCCCAAGGUCCUGAAACUGCUUGGCCAUGCUCGCUGCCUUGACCUCACGGCUCCAAUCGAAGAGUUCUUUCGGUUCAUCAUCUUGGUGGUGAGUGGAGUUGGUUCAAUGGGAGCGCUGCUGUCGUCCAUGCUGCUUUACCUGCGAGAAACAAGCAAUGCUCUCCUGUCUCGCCUACAAGAGACGGCGCCUAUUGCCCCUGCACAGGAUGCGACUAUAGACAUGAGCCUUCCUCCUGCCGGUACACUCGAGCUGCUCCUGGGAAAACCUGGCAUUCUCUUCGUACAACAGACUACAUACGCUGUCCCGCAUGCGUCACAAGCCGUGCGCCAAGCAGCAGCUCUAAUAUCAACACUCGCACACCCGUCCAUUGCUAGAUACUCGAGCCCUCUGUCACGCGCGCCGUUUGUCGAGCUGAGACUAUGGUUGCUCGACUCGUUGCUUUCCCUACGUGCUGUGCAAAACACAUGGCAGCCCGUUGCCCCAAGCGCAAAGGCUGAUUUGCUCAACGUAUCCCUUGGCCUGCUUCCAGACGAGCUGUCUACAGGCAAGAAAGCCUUGCUACCGCAGAAAGCGUACACUUCUCUGGCGUUAUUGUGUGCCGAGCUCGCAGCACGGCCGGAUGAGAUUGCAGGCCCAGAUGAAUCGAGUCAAGCAGCGAGGAGAACACUCUGUAAAGCACUCCUGAGACUUGCCCAAGUGUCGCUAGUAGACCGAGAGAUUGGAAGACUGGCAGCACCUCAGGUCGUUUGGCCACUCGAGCUGCUCUGCAUCGAAGUACCCGUACUAGGGGAACCAAGUGACUUUUCACGUUCUAUCAGUGUCCUUAAACAAGCAACAGCACCGACUGUACCCUCAAAAUUAGACGACGCAACCCUGCCAGCUUGCUUCACGGACACCGAAUUACGAACUCUGGUCGAACGUCUUGGCAUUGCAGAAAGUGACAUAGAAAGCGUCACAGUCGAUGACGAGCCUGCGACCAAGCGGCGAAAAGUCCUGACUGGAGGCAAUGAGCUUGUGGAACUGACAGCACGCAUUGACGAAGUUCUUGGAGUUGUGAACGAUCUAGGCAAUCUGGAACAUAAGUUUUUGUAA
Molecule: messenger RNA, 1524 nt
Organism: Colletotrichum chrysophilum
Lineage: Eukaryota; Fungi; Ascomycota; Sordariomycetes; Glomerellales; Glomerellaceae
Exons: 3
Coding region: 1-1524 (507 amino acids)
Source: RefSeq, a predicted model, not a curated record